CAUCGUAGAAGACGAAAAAGAUGCUCGUGACUCUUGAUGCUCGACCAUGAAAGAUUUCGUAAGAGCACUGGCUUUACUGGUAGUCAUGUGUACUGGACAGGUCCCAGAGUUGAGGAAGACCACCGAAGGAGGUCCAACUCAGGAAGGAAGGAAUGGAAGCACGAACAUGAGCUUUGGGAGCUCCUGCUCUCGAGACCAAGAUUGCCCAGCCACCUUAGCUUGCGCCAGGAACGAGUGCGAAUGUGCUCACCAAACUCCCGUUCUCAUCCACGGAUUAGAAGGAUCUUCAAAAUGCGUCAAAGACGGUUUUUAUUCGGCCAAAUCAACUUAAGAAACGUGAUAACAGCGAGAUCCAUGAACGAGGUGUGCUCGGAUGACUUGGAAUGCAGCUUCAACAAAUCAAACCUGAUUUGCAUCAGUUCCAUUUGCUUAUGUCCAGCGCCCUACGUCCUCACAGAGAAGAACUUAUGCAAAGCUCAACGGCCGUCCAAAGGUGGCAUUAUGUUUAGCCUUGUACCUACGGUAGUUCUCGUCUUCACCUUACUGGUCCUGGGCGCCUCCUACACUUAUCAGAGGAUCGUACGGUGUCGGGAGGAAAAAGACACAGAAAUCUGCUCUGAUAUAGACAGAACAUCUGCAGCAACACCGGUACAGCAGUCCUGCCGCACCGCCAGUGUCCCUCUGUUGGCCAGUACCAUUGGAAGCAACCGUCCUGCACGUUACAUUUUACGCUCCGAAUGCAGAGAAACACCGACAGGAAAGAACUUGACCAACGCUGAGAAGGCCCCAUCUUUCAAGAAUACUGUGGAUCAUAGAAAUGCACUUUUCAAAGUUGUUUCAAGAUGUAAAACUCCGACAGUAUGCGUAAUCCAUAGUGGCCAAGGGACGUCCGAAGGAUCUACUGGAGGAACGAUUCAACCAGGCAGAGAGGACGAAAUACUCAACUCCUUUAGUGGGGAUGAAGCUUUUACACUGGAACCCAGCGAAGAUUCUUUCAUGCGUGAAGCGAGAAAAUGCAUCGAGAAGUUGAGCAAGCGGCGGCCGAGUUCUGAAAUGACAUGCCUCGAUGAACAUCAUAAGAUUCCGACUGAUAGUCGGUCGCCUUCGCUUGCGGCAGUGCAUUCCGCACAACGUUUUAGUAGAAGCAGACAGAAAGUGUAUUUCUGUAGUACACAAUCCAACAUGGAGCCGGACGCUGUUGAAGGAAGCCAAGAUGCAAAGCGAUCUGUUGGUUCAUCAUCGGGAGACGUCUCACCGCGAGAAUACCAUAAAUCGCUCGAGUUCACCAGACCAGAUGCGGAAAAGACAAGCCAGUCAGAAACUAACCAACUGGUUUCUAAGAGUCAAGUUGAGGAACUGAAAAGGAAGUUUGAGCGCGUUAAGUCAUUAGCGUCACGAGGGAGGCACAUGCAGGACAUGGCGGAACGACUUUCACUUCUUGAAGAAGAAAUCAAGAGCCUAACUAUCGCCAAUACUCAUGAUGAAGAGGUUACCGAAAUGAUCGGCACUACGCUACCGAAUUACAGUUGUGAAAAUAAAGAAACAGGGCAACCCUGUAGCAGGGAAAGCCAUAGAAAGACAUUCACUGAGGACCUCCUGACCACACAACAGAAAGGAUUGCAUGAAAAUAAUUUGGCAACUUGGUUCAGCGCAGUACUAGCGACGAAUGCUACAACAAGCGUUACGCCAUCAAGUGCAACAAUGCAGUCACCAGGAAAUAAGUUCCUCACGAGCUCAGUGGAGGAGUUGAACAUUCUGGACAACCCAUUCUGUGAUCCAAAUGAACCAUUUACUCCUUCGCUGUCGACGUCGCUUUCGUUCAUGUCUACCGAAUCCUCACUUACCGAAGUGGCACCUACCUUUGACAUCGGGUCCCUCUCUCUCCCUUUAUUUGAGCGUUUGGCAACAGGGGAUAACCGACGGGAGUUUGGGAUCGAUGCAAUUGCAAAGCCGAUCGGAGUGAGCGAUGCCAACACUCAGACGCGUCUCAUGACGAGCAGUGGUGGACGAGUGACACGCCAGCGCUCCGAUGUCCUUCGGCUUGUGGCAAUGGGCAAUCAGCACUAUCUUCGAGAACGCAGGUCUCGGAGUCCCACUCGCUUGCAUUACGUUGCUAAGCAUACUACUAGUCAAACUGUUGUGGGAGGCCUCCUCGCCAUAGAGGAAGUUGACGAGGGCUCCUCUAGAAAUGUGAGCGUUGCGGAGGCUUUCCAGCAUAAUGAAACGGAAUUUUUUCUGGCCAAGAGAGAUACUCAUCAUGAAGAAUCCAAUGAACCCGCAAACCCGCCCGAACAGCGUAAAGUGACUGGCCUUAUUGAAAAUUGCAAGAUUCCUGAAAAGGAACCAGACAAUGUGGGUAUAGUAUCGGGCUCCACUUGUCAAGAAAGCAAUGAAACCCCAUCACCCCCUUCUGUCCUGCUAGCAUUAAAAAGUUCCUCAGAGUCUACCGCGGCAAAGCGUCAUUAUAUCUCGUGCAGUCCACCUGUGGCUGGACAUUGCUUUGAGUCCAUAUAUAACGCUAUCUUGCAAUCCCAAAGUACUAGAACCACUGACCAGAACGCCACAAAUCAAUCUGAAAGCAUAGUCAGUGGGCGAGGACCAGUCACGCCGACGGGUCUCGACCGUCAAGAAAUAUGCCACCCUAUUGAAGAACCGUUUCUUCGCCAAAAUUUAGUUACACCAGAAGAAGACAUGGACAAGCCUCAAGGAAUGAAACACUCAAAAAGGGAUACCCACCGCCUGGAUGGUCCUUCAAUUUCUGAUGACGCUAGGAGCCCCAUACCUUUCAUGGAGGAGUCUCCAUUAUUUUAUUCUUUCGAAGAAACCGAUUCCGAGUGCUCAUUCCUGCCAGUGGACCGCAGUUGAUCACCCUUUGAUGUGGAUAAUAAACUAUAGUGUCAUCAGUGGAGAAAACUCAGAAACGGAACAGUUCUU
Ornithodoros turicata is the source of this 2934-nucleotide messenger RNA. RefSeq lists its product as uncharacterized. Bases 37 to 2865 code for a protein of 942 amino acids. NCBI's taxonomy places the organism in Eukaryota, Metazoa, Arthropoda, Arachnida, Ixodida, Argasidae. The transcript has 7 exons. The record is from RefSeq and is a predicted model, not a curated record.